Scomber scombrus (Atlantic mackerel) is the source of this 3122-nucleotide messenger RNA. RefSeq names its product NLR family CARD domain-containing protein 3-like. The coding region runs from base 1 to 2913 and encodes 970 amino acids. The record is from RefSeq and is a predicted model, not a curated record. NCBI's taxonomy places the organism in Eukaryota, Metazoa, Chordata, Actinopteri, Scombriformes, Scombridae. The transcript is spliced from 9 exons. Gene Ontology annotation, molecular function: protein binding.
AUGUUUGUGUCAGCAGUUUCCGUCUUCAGAAGCAGAGGAGCGUCACGUCUCUCUCUCUCUUUCACCUGUCUGCAAACACGGAAGAGAAGCAGCGCGAGGAAGAGAGUUCAGCAGCAGAGCUCAGAGGUUCCCAGUGAUCAGUCUGCACAGCAGCAUCAAACACAGCUGGACUCCAUAUUUAUGCUGCUGGAGGAGAACAUUGUCACUUUUGUGAAGAACGAGCUGAAGAGAGUCCAGAGGGGUCUGAGUCCAGAUUACCCAGAAUGCUUAGAGGGUCAGAGUGAGGAUGAGGAGGUGUUGGACGGUGAGGAGGAAGAGCAGAGGAGGAGCAGCAGAGAGGCAUUUCUGAAGAUCACAGUGCACUUCCUGAGGAGAAUGAAGCAGGAGGAGCUGGCUGAGCGAUUUAACAUGAUGGAGAGGAAAUGGAGGCAACAUGGGAGAGGAACUCGUGCUGCAGAGUGUCAACGUAAACUCAAGUCUAACCUGGAGAAGAAGUUCCAGUGUCUGUUUGAGGGGAUUGCUAAAGCAGGAAACCCAACCCUUCUGAAUCAGAUCUACACACCGCUCUACAUCACAGAGGGAGGGACUGCAGAGGUCAAUGAUGAACAUGAGAUCAGACAGAUUGAAACAGCAUCCAGGAAACCAGACAGACCAGAAACAUCAAUCAGACAAGAAGACAUCUUUAAAGCCUCACCUGGAAGAGAUGAACCAAUCAGAACAGUGAUGACAAAGGGAGUGGCUGGCAUUGGGAAAACAGUCUUAACACAGAAGUUCACUCUGGACUGGGCUGAAGACAAAGCCAACCAGGACAUACACUUCACAUUUCCAUUCACUUUCAGAGAGCUGAAUGUGCUGAAAGAGAAAAAGUACAGCUUGGUGGAACUUGUUCAUCACUUCUUUACUGAAACCAAAGAAGCAGGAAUCUGCAGGUUUGAAAAGUUCCAGGUUGUGUUCAUCUUUGACGGUCUGGAUGAGUGUCGACUUCCUCUGGACUUCCACAACACUGAGAUCCUGACUGAUGUUACAGAGUCCACCUCAGUGGAUGUGCUGCUGACAAACCUCAUCAGGGGGAAACUGCUUCCCUCUGCUCGCCUCUGGAUAACCACACGACCUGCAGCCGCCAAUCAGAUCCCUCCUGAGUGUGUCGGCAUGGUGACAGAGGUCAGAGGGUUCACUGACCCACAGAAGGAGGAGUACUUCAGGAAGAGAUUCAGAGAUGAGGAGCAGGCCAGAACCAUCAUCUCCCACAUCAAGACAUCACGAAGCCUCCACAUCAUGUGCCACAUCCCAGUCUUCUGCUGGAUCACUGCUACAGUUCUGCAGGAUAUGUUGAAAAGCAGAAAGGGAGGAGAGCUGCCCAAGACCCUGACUGAGAUGUACAUCCACUUCCUGGUGCUUCAGUCCAAACUGAAGAAGGUCAAGUAUGAUGGAGGAGCUGAGACAGAUCCACACUGGAGUAAGAAGAGCAGGAAGAUGAUUGAGUCUCUGGGAAAACUGGCUUUUGAGCAGCUGCAGAAAGGCAACCUGAUCUUCUAUGAAUCAGACCUGACAGAGUGUGGCAUCGAUAUCAGAGCAGCCUCAGUGUGCUCAGGAGUGUUCACAGAGGUCUUUAAAGAAGAGAGAGGGCUGUACCAGGACAAGGUGUUCUGCUUCGUCCAUCUGAGCCUUCAGGAGUUUCUGGCUGCUCUUCAUGUCCAUCUGACAUUCAUCAAGUCUGGAGUCAAUCUGCUGGCAGAAGAACAAACAACAUCCUGGUCUGAAGUGUUCGGAGGCAAAUCAGCACGUUUCUACCAGAGUGCUGUGGACGAGGCCUUAAAGAGUCCAAAUGGACACCUGGACUUGUUCCUCCGCUUCCUCCUGGGUCUUUCACUGCAGACCAAUCAGACUCUCCUACGAGGUCUGCUGACACAGACAGGAAGUAGCUCACAGACCAAUCAGAAAACAGUCGAGUACAUCAAGAAGAAGAUCGGUGAGAAUGUGUCUGCAGAGAGAAGCAUCAAUCUGUUCCACUGUCUGAAUGAACUGAAUGAUCGUUCUCUAGUGGAGGAGAUCCAACAGUCCCUGAGAUCAGGAAGUCUCUCCACAGAUAAACUGUCUCCUGCUCAGUGGUCAGCUCUGGUCUUCAUUUUACUGUCAUCAGGAAAAGAUCUGGACGUGUUUGACCUGAAGAAAUACUCUGCUUCAGAGGAGGCUCUUCUGAGGCUGCUGCCAGUGGUCAAAGCCUCCAACAAAGCUCUGCUGAGUGACUGUAAGCUCUCAGAGAGAAGCUGUGCCGCUCUGUCCUCAGUUCUCAGCUCCCAGUCCUCUAGUCUGAGAGAUCUGGACCUGAGUAACAACAACUUGCCGGAUUCAGGAGUGAAGCAGCUGUGUGCUGCACUGGAGAGUCCAAACUGUACACUGGAAUUUUCCAGCUUGAGUGGCUGUAACCUCUCAGAGAGAAGCUGUGCAGCUCUGUCCUCAGUUCUCAGCUCCCAGUCCUCUAGUCUGAGAGAUCUGGACCUGAGUAACAACAACCUGCAGGAUUCAGGAGUGAAGCAGCUUUCUGCUGGACUGGAGAGUCCACACUGUGGACUGGAAACUCUCAGUCUGUCAGGAUGUCUGAUCACAGAGGAAGGCUGUGCUUCUCUGGCCUCAGCUCUGAACUCCAACCCCUCCCAUCUGAGAGAGCUGGACCUGAGCUACAAUCAUCCAGGAGACUCAGGAGAGAAGCUUCUGUCUGCUGGACUGAAGGAUCCACACUGGAGACUGGACACUCUCAGGAUGGACCAUGGUGGACCGCAGAGACUGAAACCUGGUCUGAGGAAGUGUGAGUGUGUUUUCAGUUUGAUUCAUGAGAACUUUGAGAAAAACUGGAUGAAAUAUGUAAAAGAAGUGAAAAAAGUUCAAAAUGAUGGAAAAUGUGUUUUGUCAUAAAUGGGCGUGGCCUAAACUGACAUUUAUCUUGAACCAAUGAAUCCAUGAAACAGAAAUUUCCUUCUGUUCGUCACAGUUCAGGAGUUAAAAGAGAAAUGUUUUAUAAAUGUCCACAUGGUGGCGCUACCUGCUCCAAAAUGUCCCUCAUGUCUCUCCUGCAGAUAAAGUUCAUUCAUUCAUACUGACUUCAGCUGUUUGGAGCAUUUGGA